Molecule: messenger RNA, 2988 nt
Organism: Echinococcus granulosus
Lineage: Eukaryota; Metazoa; Platyhelminthes; Cestoda; Cyclophyllidea; Taeniidae
Product: Frizzled-10
Exons: 5
Coding region: 1-2988 (995 amino acids)
Biological process (GO): canonical Wnt signaling pathway; non-canonical Wnt signaling pathway
Cellular component (GO): plasma membrane
Molecular function (GO): Wnt-protein binding; Wnt receptor activity
Source: RefSeq, a predicted model, not a curated record
AUGGAGUGGAUGAAGCCAACUUCAAGUGAUGAGAGCGAGAAGAAUAGCCUUUUCAGGAGCAGUUAUAAAUACCUCCCUACCCCCCCAAAUCGCUUACGCUGCAGUACUCUCGACACCUCCUCGGGUCGAGUACAUAAAUUCUUUCCACUCUCUUCCUCUCCCUCCACCUUCGCCCCCUCCGUGGACAUCCAAGGCCUUGAUAUUUGCCUGAAACACCCGCCACGCAGUAUACCAUCAGGUAAAUCUAGACAUCACUACCAGACUACUUAUGUGCAGGUUACUGCGCGCCGCGUUCGCUGCCAGAGGCAGAAAGCGGGCAUGUUGAAGCCUGUCGUCGGGGAGCCAAACAAGUAUACUGACGUAGAAACACACUCGACUACUCUGAACGAGUACACGACAGCUCUGGUGGAGCGCGUACUUGCAUGCGUGCGCGUGCAAAUGCCUCUCUGGGUGCAUUCCACCUUCAAAGGACGCAGCGUCUCUAAUCGAGACGCUCGCAAAUUCGCACCAUGGCCGCAUACAUUCGUGCGCACACACUCGCGCAUGCAAGCACAUUUGUAUCUUGAUUGGGCACAGUGUAACCAAUCACAACUAUCCAGUGCUUCAUUGGUUGGCUAUGAGCGCGCGCUUCGUAUUUACGCGGUGUAUAUGGGCGCACAAGUCUUCUUGUCGGCGGCAAAUGUGUCUUCCUGUUUUCGGCUAAGCCUUGUUGCAAAAACCAUGACAGGAAAGGAUAUUACUUGGCUCAUCCUCCUCCUUCUGACGGUGACAUCAAUUAAAGGCGAAUCCGAGCCUUUUCACGGGUUAAAAAAGCCACCAAACUAUCACGAUGACGAUGAUCAAGCCCAGUGUACACCCAUUCGUGAGCCUGUCUGCCAGGGGCUUCAAUACACCGACACACGAAUGCCAAAUUGGGUGAAAAUGACCUCCCAGGAGGAGGCGGCUAAGCGCAUGAUCGAUUACAAGUCCCUGUUGAAUAUUAACUGUUCCCACUACCUCAAACUUUUCCUCUGCACCAUCUACUUCCCAAUGUGUGCUCCAGUGCUGGAGAAGACCCCCCUUAAACCCUGUAAGCCCCUGUGCGUCCAUGUACGCAGUCGCUGUGAGCCAAUCAUGCAACAGUUCCAGUUUAGCUGGCCCGCCGAACUGGCUUGUGAUGAUCUGCCUGAGCCUCCAGACCUCUGCAUCCAACCAGACGGUUACGCUCUAGACACUCAGAAACCCAUUCUCCCGACUGCCUCCAGUAAUGUAGCAUCUCUGCAAAGGAUGUACCCCCAACUACAGGAUCUGUUCCUCAAGCGAGGCCAUGGUUCACCCAAUAUCGACUCCCUAAUCCAAGCUGCUGCAGCUGUCGCUGAUGGCUCUGCUUCUAUUGUCUCUAGCGGCUCGAGUAACGUCUGUUCUGGGGCCGAGUUCUCUGCGGCUCAUUUCUCUAACGACACAUGUUUUACCUAUUGCGGCGCUGACCUCUUCUACCGACCUGGCGAUAAGAAAUUUGCGCGUGCAUGGCUUCUCGGCUGGUCCAUUCUCUGCGUCGCCUCAUCUGCUCUCACCUUUUUUACCUUCUUUGUUGACGGUUCACGGCUGCAGUACCCGGAAAGGCCAGUUCUUUACCUCGCCGCAUGCUACUUUGUUAUUGGUGUAGGCUACAUCCUGCAGUACUCUCUCGGCCCAGAGCGCGUUACUUGUCGGUCGCUACAAACGGGCGAUUCCAAUGCUGCAGAAAUGCAGAAAUAUCUUUUAAUGGGAGGACAGGAGAGUGCUUGGUGUACUGUUGGUUUUCUUAUCUCUUACUAUUUUGGAAUGGCGAGUAACUUCUGGUGGGUAAUGCUCAGUCUUGCUUGGUAUCUUUCCACUUCAAGAAAGUGGGGCCACGAAGGCGUUGAAUCAGUCAGCAGUGUCUUUCACAUGUUUGCCUGGGCUCUACCAGCCAUUCAAGCCAUCCUCAUCCUCAUUCUCCACAAGAUCGACGCGGAUGAAUUGACCGGGACCUGCUAUACGGGUUUUCACAGCGAGACAUCACUUAUGUUCGGUGUCCUCCUGCCCCAAGCCAUCUGUCUGCUUCUCGGCCUCCUCCUUCUCAGUGUAGGCUUUGCGGCAGUUUUUCGUGUUCGUCGAAAGCUUAAAGCACCCAGUGAUAGAGAACGUGAGAGUCGACGACGCCUGGAGAAGUCUAUCGCAAAACUGGGCGUCUUUGUAGUGCUCUACACCUUCCCCAUGGCCUGUCUUCUCGCUAGCAAUCUAUACGAGUAUCUUGGACAGCCACGAUGGCGCGCUGCUUUGCGAGAACUCAAUACAGCUCGUCCACACUGUCUUUCUCCGCGUGGUGUGGCGUGGGGUCUUCCGGAAUGUCAUCCGAAGGACUCUCCCUCCUCAGAGGCAGCGAUGCUCCGAAUCUUCAUGUCCUUUGUUGUCGGUAUCACCUCGGGCAUGUGGGUGUGGGCGAACAAGAAGACCCUGAUGAGCUGGAAUCGUGCUGUCUUUCGAGGUUGUCGAAGGCGCGUGCCACCACUGCCGCAUUCACAACCCCUCCAACAGCAGCAGGCACAGCAACAGAGGUCCAAGUUUGACCGCAAUAAUACCUAUCGAACCCCUGGUUAUGGGGGACCGCUGUCAGCUGAUGCUACAGAUUUGGAUCGUCCAGCCGGUGUCUUUGCAACGGACGCCAACACGAUCUUUUCCGCUUCAGCCGUCGGUUACACCUCGAGUGGUGCGUGUCAGUCCUGUCACAUUUGCCCACCGCCACCACCAGCGCCUGCACCGACGGAUUUGACGGGUGGAGGAUAUUCCUCCACUUCGGGGCAGUCGGGUCUGGAGAUGUAUGGUGAGUGCUACAUGCAUCAGCACCUGGCUGCAGCUGCGCUGCCUCACGACCAGCGAUUUCAGCGUCACCAGGGCUUCGGAUUCCAAAGUGGUGAUGCGUCAGCUGGCAAUGGGGGAUUAGCUUCACUCAUGCAUCGACCACCGAACAGUAAUGAAUGUGUUUGA